Messenger RNA from Syngnathus acus (greater pipefish), 1960 nucleotides. It is a transcript of the gene abhd11, whose product is annotated as abhydrolase domain containing 11. Lineage: Eukaryota; Metazoa; Chordata; Actinopteri; Syngnathiformes; Syngnathidae. The transcript is spliced from 6 exons. Gene Ontology annotation, cellular component: mitochondrion. The record is from RefSeq and is a predicted model, not a curated record. The coding region runs from base 41 to 955 and encodes 304 amino acids.
UGAUCACAUCCGCUUGCCAUACGCCGCCGCCGCCAGCAUCAUGAACGCACUGUGUCGCCUGGUCCAUCGGAUGCAACGAACGCUUCUGCUUCCGAGCUGUAACGGACUCUGGACGCCGUCCGGACGGAAGAAUGCCAGCUCGGCCAGCACCAGCCCGCUCAACCUGACGUACGACGUUUUUGACGGGAAGGGAGAGAGCGCCGCGCCGCUGGUCUUCCUGCACGGAUUGUUUGGGAGCAAAUCCAACUUUCAAUCCAUCGCCAAGUCGCUGGUGCAGCGGACGGGUCGAAAGGUGCUGACUGUUGACUCCCGUAACCACGGCAACAGCCCCCAUGAUCCCCAGCUGACCUACGAGGCCAUGAGCGGCGACCUGUCGCACCUUCUGGCUCAGCUGCACAUCGACAAGUGCAUCCUGAUCGGACACAGUAUGGGCGGGAAGACAGCCAUGACCUUCGCCCUCACGAAGCCGGCACUGGUGGAGCGGCUGGUGGUGGUGGACAUCAGCCCUGCCCCGAGCAUCGCCGGAAACGACCUUCACAAGUACAUUGACGCCAUGCGGGACGUGGACGUCUCUGGCGAGCUGCCGCGCUCCACCGCCAGACGCAUGGCCGAGGACCAGCUGCGACGCACAGUCAAGGAGCGCUCGGUGCGUCAGUUCCUGCUCAGCAACCUGGUGGAGUGCAAUGGCCGCUACGCCUGGCGGCUUAACCUGGACGCCAUCUCAGCUCACCUCCACGACAUCAUGGACUUCCCCGCCUUUAGCUCCGCCUACAACGGCCCCACCCUCUUCCUGGGCGGAGCCUCUUCCGCCUACAUCAGCUCCGACGACUACCCGGAAAUCCAGAGGCUGUUCCCGUGCGCCGACAUCCAGUACAUCCCUGACGCUGGCCACUGGAUCCACGCUGACAAACCUUUGGACUUCAUCAGCUCCGUCGUUUCCUUCCUGCGGUCCUAGACAAGCCACGAGAAGGUUGGUUGGGCUGCCGGCUCUUACUUGUCCUGUACCGGACGCGACCAUGCAAAGUGGGACAAAUGGGAGACUUAUGGUAUAACAUCACUUUGAGGAAAUGAAAAGGAGAAGACACUCUGACCCUGCUUCCAAAAGCCAGUCCCAGUUAAACGGAACAAGAAACGCAAAAGAGUCGUGCAUUAGCAUUAACUGUUCCUCUUUUUUCAUGCUGUUAAGUGAGGAUGCUGCGGUGGGCUCAGUGCUGCCAGGCAUGUUGUGGCACAUUGCGGUACUACACUGAAGGGGCACAACUCCAAAUUGGAACUUGACCAUACACGAUACUGUAAAACGGCUUUACGAAAAUCUGCAAUGUUGCGUAAAGUGUGAUAUAGUGGGGUACUAUUAGACUGCCUUUUUUUCUUUUUAAAUAAUACACAGAAGUGUAGCAUGGACACGCUUGAAUCUGCCAGGAACAUGAGGGUCAACUUAGCGCUGUCGCUAUCAAUUACUUUUAGAAUCGCUAUCAUUCAUUCCAUCAAACAGUCAGAGUAGGGCGGGCUGACUCUGACGUUGUUUCUGCUUGUUAAUCCGAACACGUGAAAUCCAUGUGUGUGAAGGCUCAUACUGUCCUACCCAACUUUACGUGUGUGUGUUCCGGUGACGUGUUUACGAGCUGAUAAUCAUGUGUACGCUGCAACUUAAUAGAAUUUAACACUACAAGAGUCGUUUCCAUGGAGAUGAUGAGUACGUGGAGGCUUUUUUGUCGUCAACUAUAUAUAUUUAUACAAGUCUAAUUUAUUAUAUAUCUAUUGUAAGAAUGUGGUUAAGGUGAAAGAGCGUGAAUGCGGUGACUGGCAUUAUUUAUUUACAAAGCCAUAACCAAAGCAAGCAAUCACACAAAUCUAAAGAGAGAGAGAGAUUAAUGUAGUAAUGUUGUUGUCCUUCUCAUGUUAUCAAAUAUUAUUCAUGUGUUGCUUAUUAUGCCCGUGGAAUAAAAUCAGCUGGUUGGUA